Molecule: messenger RNA, 1610 nt
Organism: Calypte anna (Anna's hummingbird)
Lineage: Eukaryota; Metazoa; Chordata; Aves; Apodiformes; Trochilidae
Product: protein Wnt-7a
Exons: 4
Coding region: 47-1096 (349 amino acids)
Biological process (GO): multicellular organism development; positive regulation of JNK cascade; neuron differentiation
Cellular component (GO): extracellular region
Molecular function (GO): frizzled binding; cytokine activity
Source: RefSeq, a predicted model, not a curated record
GUGACACCCUUUCGCACGUUGGGUUGAGACACGGCAAGCAAGGAAUAUGAACAGGAAAACAAGGCGCUGGAUCUUCCACAUCUUUCUGAGCCUGGGGAUUGUGUACAUCAAGAUCGGGGGUUUUUCCUCUGUGGUAGCCCUAGGAGCCAGCAUCAUCUGUAACAAGAUCCCAGGGCUUGCCCCCCGGCAGCGGGCGAUCUGCCAGAGCAGACCGGACGCGAUCAUCGUCAUCGGGGAAGGGUCCCAGAUGGGCAUCAAUGAGUGCCAGUUCCAGUUUCGCAACGGGCGCUGGAAUUGCUCUGCCUUGGGAGAGAGGACCGUCUUUGGGAAGGAGCUGAAAGUGGGUAGCAGGGAAGCAGCAUUCACCUACGCGAUCAUCGCUGCUGGCGUGGCACACGCCAUCACAGCAGCCUGUACACAGGGCAACCUCAGUGACUGUGGCUGUGACAAGGAAAAACAGGGACAAUACCACAAAGAGGAAGGCUGGAAGUGGGGAGGCUGCUCGGCUGACAUCAGAUACGGAAUAGGAUUCGCCAAAGUGUUUGUGGACGCACGGGAAAUCAAGCAAAAUGCCAGGACACUGAUGAACCUGCACAACAAUGAGGCUGGGAGGAAGAUUCUGGAAGAAAACAUGAAGUUGGAGUGCAAGUGCCACGGGGUCUCGGGAUCCUGUACCACAAAAACAUGCUGGACAACCCUGCCAAAAUUCCGGGAUCUCGGCUACAUCCUGAAGGACAAAUACAACGAAGCCGUCCAGGUGGAACCCGUGAGAGCGAGUCGCAACAAGCGCCCGACCUUCCUCAAGAUAAAGAAGCCCCUUUCCUACCGCAAACCCAUGGAUACAGAUCUGGUGUACAUAGAGAAAUCUCCCAAUUAUUGUGAAGAAGACCCCAUCACUGGCAGCGUGGGGACGCAGGGGAGGAUGUGCAACAAGACAGCCCAGCAGUCCAAUGGCUGCGACCUGAUGUGCUGUGGCCGAGGUUACAACACCCACCAGUACUCCAGAGUCUGGCAGUGCAACUGCAAGUUCCACUGGUGCUGCUAUGUGAAAUGCAACACGUGCAGCGAAAGGACAGAGGUGUACACCUGUAAGUGAGCGGGGGCCUGGGCAGGGUGACACCUCUCUGGCCACCAAUACCUUUGCACAUGCACCCAAGAUCCCUACAGAGGGCUGUAGGAGGGACCUGCUCUCCCCACGGAAAGGCUGAGGAUUGGAGCCCUCUCGUUUCGCCUCUUGUUUUGAUGCUCAGGUGGAGAAGCAGUUCAGACUCUUUAUGAAAGUCAGGCAAGAAACACAACUACACCAAUCCCACCCCCAGCUGCUAGACAUAUGAAACAGGGAGAAAAAGAUCAUCUCAGCUGAUUUGUGCCUCUAAAGCAAGAAACAGGGACUGCCUUGGGAAGGGACAGCACUUGUGGAGAGAGCUCUGAGCACGCACUGACUCUGGGCUUGGAGCAGAGCAAAAGCUUCAGUGUCCAGGGGUAGGGGAGGAAUCCUCACCAAAGGACUUUGCUCCUGCUGGGAUGGGCGGGCCCCAGAGUGACUUGCCCAUGGGAAUGAUGUAGAUUUAGGCUUCUGUACACUGGUGAAAAGCUUCUGUGGGUCUCAC